Messenger RNA from Centruroides sculpturatus (bark scorpion), 3287 nucleotides. Its product is annotated as zinc finger protein 883-like. Gene Ontology annotation, molecular function: DNA-binding transcription factor activity; RNA polymerase II cis-regulatory region sequence-specific DNA binding. Bases 91 to 2184 code for a protein of 697 amino acids. NCBI's taxonomy places the organism in Eukaryota, Metazoa, Arthropoda, Arachnida, Scorpiones, Buthidae. The record is from RefSeq and is a predicted model, not a curated record. The transcript is spliced from 4 exons. Gene Ontology annotation, biological process: regulation of transcription by RNA polymerase II.
UAAACGUUAAACUUUCGUGCACGCUUUUCAUCCGCUAGGUGGUGUUAUUCAGUCUAAUGAUUCAGAAUCGUGCAUAGCAGGGUUCUAAAAAUGACUGAUGUUACAGAUGAAUCAGUGCACAUUAUGGCAGAAAAUAAAGUUGGAGCGAAUUCAAGUAGUAAUAGAUGUUUUUGUUGCACUUGUGGUCAGAAGUUUUUUAAUUUGCGAAAUUUACAUAAACACAUGAAAUUACAUAUUGAAGAUGAAAGUUAUGCCUGUAAUAUUUGUCAAAAGACAUUUAAUCAAAAUAUUGAUUUUGAAAAUCAUUUAAAACUACAUAUCAAGGAAAAAUUUCAUCAGUGUAGUAAGUGUGGUCAAUAUAUUUCGAAUAGUAGUCUGCAAGAUCAUAUAAAAAUUCAUAGUAGAAAGCAACUUCAUAGUUGUAAUAUAUGUGGCAAAAACUUCAAACAUAUAAGUAUUUUGCAUAAACAUCAGAGAAUUCACAAUGAAAAACAAAUACAUAUUUGUCAUAUGUGUAAUAAAAAAUUUUCGAAAAUACAAAAUUUACAUAAGCAUAUAAAAUCACACAUUGUUGAAGAUGUAAAAUGUACAUAUAAAAUGUAUGACAAAUGUAAUGUUUGUGAAAAGACAUUCAACCAAUAUACUGAUUUUGAAAAUCAUAUAAAAACACAUAUAAAAGAAAAAUUUCAUGUAUGUGAUAGAUGUGGCCAGUGUUUUUCAAGAAAUAGUUGCCUUCAGGAGCAUAUGAGAAUUCAUACUGGAGAAAGACCAUACAAGUGUAAAACAUGUGGUAAAAGUUUUACGCAUAGCAGUACUCUGCGAAGACAUCGAACAAUUCAUAGUGGAAAACGGCCUUAUGUUUGUAAUGUUUGUGGACAAAGAUUUACUCAAACUGCUGGCUUGCAUAGGCAUGAAAGAGUGCAUCUUGGUGAAUGUUAUUUUUGUGAUAUAUGCAAAAAAACUUAUACUAGGAAAACUGGUCUCUUAUUACAUUAUGAAAGAAGACAUGUUGAUAAAAAUCAUACAUGUAAAUUAUGUGGUAAAGAAUUUUCAAAGAACAUUGAACUAAAGAAACAUAGCAACUGUCAUAUUAAAAAGAACACACUACUUGAAACUACUAUGGAUGAAUUAAAACAAGAAAAAGCUGAAUUAAAAGAAACUGAAUAUAAUUCUGUAGAAUGCCAAGCAACAGAAGAAGAAUAUGAUGUUAUUUUCAUUGUUUCUAAUAAUGAGAAUGGACCGACAAUUUUACAAAAGUAUCCAGGUUCUGAAAAUGAAGGGUGUCAUAUGUGUAAAGUUUGUGGAGAACAGUUUAUUAAGAAUGAUGCCUUACAAGAACAUUUAAAAUCACAUAUUGAGGAAGUUUAUAUUUGCAAUAUAUGUGGUGAAACAUGUUCUGAAUUGAGUGUUUUUGAAGAGCAUCAGAAAUCUCAUACUGCACACCAAUAUUUGUAUGUGAUUUGUGAUGAAAAUUUUCCAAACAAUGGAGCAAAGGAAACAGUAAAUGUAACAGAAGUUAAAAGUGAUCACAUGUACAAUAGAGAAGACAAUGCUACCGAAUUGGCCGAGUCAAAUGCAAUUGGUUUUUGUCGAAUGGAAGAAGAACUUGUUUCAAAUGCCAAUGAUGUUGAAAUUUCUCUUAUAAAAGAGCAGGAAAAUGCAGAUUAUGCAUGUGAAGCAUGCGGUAAGAAAUUUCUGCAAAAUGCCCAAUAUCAGAAGCACAAGAAGAUUCACGAACGAGAACGAGAUCGUUCUCUUGUUUGUGACACGUGCGGACGACAAUUUUCCAGAACCAGUUGUCUUAACGAUCACAAGAAAAUACAUACUGGAGAAAGACCAUACACCUGUGAUACUUGUGGCAGAAGCUUUGCCCAAAGUAGUAUCCUACAACGGCACAAGCGAAUUCAUAGUGGUGAGCAGCCUUACGUUUGUCCCAUAUGUGGCCAGAAAUUUACCCAAAGUGCAGGUUUGCACAGGCAUCAAAGAGUGCAUCUAGGGGAACGUCAUAUUUGUGACAUAUGUCAUAAAGGAUACACAAGAAAAACUGGUCUAAUCUUACACCGUCGCUUACAUACAGGUGAACAGCCAUAUGCCUGUGAAAAAUGUAAAAAAAGAUUUACUAAAAAUAGUUAUUUGCAAAAGCAUAUAGUAAAAUGCCACAUCAAAGCAGAAGUUAAUUUGUAAUCCCAUAUAAUUCCAAUGAUUAACAAUGAAUUAUGAUUCAUUAUUGUUCAUAAAUCAAAAUGAGACCAUGUAUAUUAUUGCUGUCCAAUACAUAAAUGCUUCUUUCCAUAAUUGAACAGACAUAUAAUACUUAUAUCAUGUUAUUAUUUCACCUAUAUUUCUGUUUAAUUAAUAAAAAGUAAUAUUUCUGUCACAGUUUCAACUGUUAUUUGUAUAUUAUUUUUAUUUUUGUAAAUUUGCCCUUUUCUAUAAUUACAUGCACAUUUCAUUAUAUACAUAUUAGAUAUCAACAAUCAAGUUUCACUAUAUACAGUAAUAAACUUUAUAACUUAAGGUAAAUUCUAAUAUUAACAAUAGAAUUAAUAUUUCAAAAAAUUAAUUUAAAUCAGAAAAAACAAAGAAUUGAAAAUGAGCCAUUUAAAAAUAGUUUUAAAAAAUGAAAUUAAAUCAAUUAUUUUUUUACUUUCUUCAAGAAAUUGUAAAUUUUGUUGAUUGUAAGUGGUAGUGAUGUAAGAGUUAUAAAAUGUUCUCAAGGCUUAAGCUGGGCCAUAACAAAUGAUUUUUCUGCUCAACGUGGUCCGUUGGUCGAUUUUGACGUUACGAAACGUGCUGCCUGAUAAGUAACUUAAUUCGAGACGACAAUCCAGAACGCAGGGUAGGAUUUAGAAGUAAGCUGCAGCUUAGGGCCUCGAGUUUCAAAGAGUCUCGAAAAAUUUUACAAAAAAGAAAAUUGAAGUCAAAUUUCUAGUGAUUUCUUCUAUUUAAUUAUAUGAUUUAUUUUUAUAGGUAGCUUUUUUUGCAAUAAAAAAAAUCACGAAAAGGAAUUUUUAGUGUUUCCCCUUUUAAAUUGUACCUUAUAUGUUGCAAAUACUUCUUAACAAUAAAACAUUAAAAUCAAUAUGAUGUUCUCUUCUUUUUAUGAUUGAUUCCUAAAAUUGUAAAGGAUUGAUAAGGGGCCUCGCACAGAGUUCGAAAUACCUAAAUUCGGUCCUGCCGGAACGUGCUCCACUCGGGUGUCCGACCACAUAAGCCCAUCCAUUUUUCAUUCGUUUGUUUUUAUUUCCUUCUCAUUUGUUAAAUUAAAAUACAUUCGACCCCCUAUA